AUGCAUAGGGGACUGUAUUUUUUUACAUUUUCUGUCUCAGUAAUUUUUAAUUUUGUAGGACUCAUUGCAAAUCUAUUUAUUAUGGUGGUCCUUUGUAGGACUUGGGUCAAAAGUCACAGAAUCUCUUCUUCAGAUAGGAUCCUCUUCAGCUUGGCCAUCACUAGAUUCCUAAUUCUGGGCUUGUUUCUGCUGAAUAUUGUCUACCAUGCUACAAAUGCUGAAAGGUCAGUCUACUUUUCCAUAUUUUUUCUGUUGUGUUGGAGGUUUCUGGACUCUAACAGUCUCUGGUUAGUGACCUUGCUGAACAGCAUGUAUUGUGUGAAGAUUACUAAUUUCCAGCACCCAUUGUUUCUUCUGUUGAGACGGACUAUCUCUGCGAAGACCACCGGCCUGCUGCUGUCCUGUCUCCUGAUUUCUGCCUUCACCGCUCUCCUGCACUUCACCCUCAGACAGAUGUCACACUUUUCUGAACACCUAACUGGGAGGAAUGACACAUCAUUUGACCUCAGUGAGGGCAUCUUGACAUUAGCAGUCUCCUUUUUCUUGAGCUCACUAUUACAGUUUAUGCUCAAUGUGACUUUUGCCUCUCUGUUAAUACAUUCCUUGAAGAGACAUAUACAGAAGAUGCAGAGAAACAGGACCAGCUUUUGGAAUCCCCAGACGGAAGCUCACAUGGGUGCUAUGAGGUUGAUGAUCUGUUUCCUCAUGCUCUACAUUCCGUAUUCAAUUGCUUCCCUGCUCUAUCUUCCUUCCUAUGAAAAGAAAAAUCUGAAAGCCCAGGCUGUUUGCCUGAUUAUGAGUGCUGCUUACCCUCCAGGACAUUCUGCCCUCCUCAUUAUCACACAUCAUAAACUGAAAGCUAAAGCAAAGAAGAUCUUCUGUUUCUACAAAUAA
Psammomys obesus (fat sand rat) is the source of this 894-nucleotide messenger RNA. RefSeq names its product taste 2 receptor member 4 (gene Tas2r4). NCBI's taxonomy places the organism in Eukaryota, Metazoa, Chordata, Mammalia, Rodentia, Muridae. The transcript has a single exon. Gene Ontology annotation, biological process: G protein-coupled receptor signaling pathway; detection of chemical stimulus involved in sensory perception of bitter taste; sensory perception of taste. The coding region runs from base 1 to 894 and encodes 297 amino acids. Gene Ontology annotation, molecular function: bitter taste receptor activity; G protein-coupled receptor activity. Gene Ontology annotation, cellular component: membrane. The record is from RefSeq and is a predicted model, not a curated record.